AUGAACGCUCUCGUCGUGACUUCGCUCCAGCUCAAGCCGCGCGAUGCUGCGCUCCACGCGCUUGCCCGCCCAGCGCCCGCGCCCGUUGCAUACGUCAACAUCUACGGCGACUGGGAGGUGGCGCAACGGUUGCCGCCACAGCUGUCGGUCCUCGUCCAGCCUUCGUCGCGCUUGAAAGGCCGUACAAGCCCUGCAGCUUCGCCGCCCACCCGCCCGCCUCCGCCUUGGCUGGACCACACGCUCGCUGAGCUGAGCUCGGCCACCGCUGCUGUCCGUGAGAUCAUGACCGCACUGAAGCGGCAUGACUCGGAUGGGCAUCUUCCGACGCGGACUCUGCCUCGGCUCGCGCGCUCGUUAGCGCUCGUCGCCUCGGCGUCAUCGGCCUCGCUCACCUCCACCGCAGAUCCCGGUGAGGUCGCCGCCAACGCUGCCUCCCGCCUUGCGCUCAUUGGUCGUAACGCUGAAGAAGCUGAGGCUGCACUCAGCGCUCUUGACGCCCUCGUCGCUGCCGAGCCGCACAAGUCGCUCCUCCACCACAACGUUGCGGUCAUCCGCAACUCCAUCCAGCGCCUCACGUCGGCUGUCAUUCACCGACUCGACUUGGAUCUGGAAAUUGAUUCCAAGAGCGCCAUGUCUGCAGGCGACGCCUGGGACCAAAGUCGCCGUGAGGAUGCCAAACGCCGGACAGAGGCGAUCAUGCUCCGCCACGCCGCACUUCGCCGCAUGCGUGAGCGCCCGCCGCCGCCACCGCCACCGCCGCCUCCGACUCUCGACCAAACUGUGCUUGUCACUACCUCGCUCUCGCCGGCAAAGCAGUAUUCGGCCCAAGAGGUCUCAAUCGCGGUCGACAAGGCGCGCAAAGCCGCCAAAGGUCUUGCGGCCGCGGCUACCACCGGCGACGAUCGGGGCGUCGUCCUCUGGCACGACUCCUUUCGCCACUCGGUUCACACCCUGCACUCGGCUGCUGCCUCGGUCGCUGCCAAGCCGCAAGUCUCAGUUCCGAGCAAGACCCGCCUCACGCUCGCCACCAUCGAGCUCGAGUCUGCCGUCACGGUUUUCGAGCCAGCUGUCGUCCGCGCCAAGGCUGUCGCCUCUUCCAUCCUGCCGCCGUCGUUUGAGGCCGACGUCCUCCCUCCGCAGCACGCGCCGUCGUCAGCCGACGCGGCCUUGGUCAUCCACGCCAUCGACCGCGUCGACAAUAUCCUUGCCCCGCACCUCGACCUCGCGCCUGGCCAGCUGCCGCCGCUUGUCCCCUCGCUUGAUUCGGUCUCGAAUAUUGUGCGCAUCAAGCCGCCGGAGCCGCUCGAACCGUCGGCACAACUCGUGCACAUGCCCUCUGACCCGGGCUCGAGCUCGUCGUCGAGCUCGUUGUCACUAUCAGCCAUCCCACCGGGCAUGUACGCUUCGUACUCGUACUCAUACUCGUCAUACUCGAUUCGGUCCUCGGACUCGACCUUUCACUCGUCGUCCAGCCUGGAUCUCGUUUCGCCCGCGAUUGACGAGAAGAAAUGGUGGGAGGAAGCCGCUGAGCUGGAGCUGCUGGACGACGCUGAUCUGGAGCUGAUUUGGAGCAAGCAUGUGCUCGAGCGCCGUGGCAAGCUCCUCUAUGUGCCAGUCCUUGAUCCUGUCGAGCUUCCAUCAGGCAUCUCCCACAAGUAUCGCCGCUUCCGCACCCUUCGCACCGCGCGCAACCAUUGGAUCGUCGUCUUUUCCGCUCGUCCGCCGAAGGCGCUGCUACCCCGCGACGAUGGCAAGCAGCCCAAAUCGUGGCGUGCGCAGCAGCAUCACUCCGAAGCUGCAUCGCGCCGCCGCGACACGGAGCUCACCGUUACUCAUGUUGUCCGCGGCGACGCUGUGGUCGGCCGCGUUCGCAAGCGGCGCCGCAGGCUGCGAAGCAUUGUCCGCUCGCCACUGCUGGCGCCUGCUUCUGCUGACAAGCCGGAAGCUCAACUUCUUGACGAGGUCCGCGACAUGCUUGCCGCCUUUUUGCCCUCGCUCCCGGCCAACUACGGCGUCUCGCAUCCAUCUUGCUCGGACUCGUCCGACGGUUCAGCCGCAGCGUCGGCACUGAGCUCAGCUCCAUCCUCAGUUUCGUCGUCUGUGUCGUUCUCAACGUCACCGAAGCUGCCACAGGCGCAGUCUGCACUCUCACCGCCGUUGCCGCCGCGCUCAAUCUCGGCAGCCUCGGCCUCGCCGCGUCACGCCUCGAACGUGCGUGACUCUCAGACGCCCGGCUCGCCAUCAGACAGCCUGUCACGCAUCCGCACCGUGGCCGAGCGUCGCCUGCUUGCGGCCUCGCCGCGUCGCGCCAUGUCGCUCGCCGAGUCGCGCAGUCGGAUGGAGACCCGCAACAGCUCGGGCCUCUUAUACAAUGCCUCAGGCGAUGCGUUGCUGCUCUCGCACCGGUUCCUGGCCACUGUCACCCAAUCGCCGGGCCGGCGCCAACUCUUUGACCGUGCCCGUGACAAGUGGGGCGACCAGUUUGCCAACAAGCUGCAUUCGGCUGUCGACUUGACGCUCAGCUCUGGCGCUGUACGCGAUCCCAACUCUGAUGCGGCCGUCGGCGAGCUCUUUUCUGCCAUUCAGGCUUCGCUCGAUGUCGUGUCCCGGUCACAAUCGCGAACAUCGCGCUCGGCCUCUGUAGUGUCGGCUGCGUCUCGCUCGCGCUCACGCUCGGCCUCGCGUUCUCAUGGAGACCGCUCCGACUCAGUCAGCCGCGAGGCUUGCACAUCGGCAUCGAGCUCGCCUCGCGCCCUUUCGCGCAACUCGUUCUCUAUGGCUCUCCCGUACGCACCCCAGCGCGAGGCGUACGUUCCCUCGCAGAUACGGUCUCGACCGUCGUCGAUCUCCCCGCGUCCGGCUUUAAGUCCUGUUCAAGUAUCCGGCUCGUCGUCGUCGUCUCCAUCGUCUUCAGCAGCAGAGAGCGCUUGCGUGAAGCAGAGCUCAAGCUUGAGCUUGCACUCGGGCUCGCUACUCCCGAGCCCGCAACUGCUGGACGCCCCAGUCGAGCUCGCCCCUGGCUCGCGGCCGCCACCGGCGCGCUCGGUCCAGUACGCUCAGUGGCCAAGCGCCGCUCAAAAAGAGCCUGAUGAACUGUCGUCGAGCUCGUCUAGCUCAUUGUCUGAGAUGCCGCUUGUCGGGGCGCAUGCCGCAUACGAGCCAUCACCCACGUCGUUGGCCGUGGCCGCUAUCGCUGCCUCCUCUGCCGAUGACGUGGAGAGUCUUGUCGCCCGUGGCACGGCGCGGCGCAAGCUUGGCCUUCUUGCUGAGGCCAAAAGAGACUUGCAUGAUGCGCUGAAGCGUGCCGAGACGCGCGCCAAGCCCGUCAUCGAGUACGAGCUCCAUGUGACCGAGCUGUUGGGCGGCGAGCUGACGGCAGCACUCGAGUGCCUUGACCGGGCGAUGAAGGUCAUCACCGAGUUUGAGAAGGCUGGCGCCGUGGUUGACGACGCGCCUCAAGUCCGGGUUGCGUACGGCGAUCUAAUGGCUCGCGAAGGCCGCGACCUCAUGGCUCGCGCCGCAUAUGACAAGGCCAUCCGCCAGGAUCCCGAGUGCGGCCUCGCCCACUUGGGCCGUGGCAAGCUCCUCCACUCGCGGUUGGGCAAGCCGCAAGCUGCGCUUACCUCGCUCAAGACCGCAGCACAGCUGCUGCGGAAAGAGAAGCCCGACCUGGCAGCCGAGGCUUUUGCCCGCAUUGCGCGGAUCCUGGCGAGCUCGGCCAACCACACCGGCGCCAUCGACGCGUACCUGUCAUCCAUGGCCUCAUCGCUCGAGGCCGGCGUUGCAAUCCCGCCGGCAUCGGUGCUGAAGAAUCUGGCGCGGUCGUACGGGGGCAACGGCGACUACGAGUCGUCGCGGGAGAUGCUCGACCUUGCAGUGGCGCACUACCCGGGCGACGCGUCGGUCUUUUACCUGCGUGGCUGCCUGCGGCGGCUUUGUGAGCCGCGCGGCGCGCUGACCGACCUCUCGAUUGCCAUCACGCUUGCACCCGGCGAGCGGCCUCGGGCGUACUUUAACCGCGCUCUCGUCUAUGUCCACCUCAAGCGGUACCCCAAUGCGCUGGCCGACUACAAGGAUGCGGUGCGGAUCUCGCCCAAGUGGGCGGUGGCACACGUCAACAUUGCUCUGGUGUACAUGAAAAUGCGCAAGUUCCAGUUUGCGCUUGAUGCCAUCUCGGCGGCGCUCGAUGCCGACACGUGCUACAUGCGGGCUUUUCACACGAGGGCGCACUGCUACCUGCUAAUGGAGCUGCCGCAGCACGCCGUCUCCGACUACACGCGGCUCAUUCACGUCACGCCUGAUGAGGCACCGUUGUACGUGUACAGGGCGCGGGCGCUGAUCCUUCUCGGCAAAAAGCGGGCCGCCAACAUCGACUACGCCACGGCCGUGGCGCUGCACCAGACUGCAACAACCGCGCCGACCGCGCCAGGCCUCCUCCGCCAAGCAGUGAGUCAAGCCAGACUUGCUAUGCGUGCGCCGAGACGUGGCCGAAGCCGCAUCGCCACUGUCGCUGCCGAGGGCUCGCACGCCAAGAUGCCAUCGGCGUUUUUGCGGUCUGGGCGGGCGCUGCUGGCAUCGGGCAAGUAUGAGCAGGCGGUCGACGAGCUGCGGCAAGCGGUGGGCGUGCAACCCAACUCGGGUGCGGCGCACGUUGAGCUGGCGCGCGGCUUGCUGCGGCUGCACAAGGUCGAGGAGGCGGUGAUGGUGCUCUCGCGUGGCAUUGCAGGCGAGCCGUCGUUUGGCGAGGCGUGGCACCUGCGCGGCCUGCUUCGAUUCCAGCUUGGCUACUUUGCAGCGGCUAAGUCGGACUUUGACGCGGCGAUUGCAGCCGACCCGGACCAAGUCGACGCGUACCUCUCGCGGGCAGUCUACCAUGAGCGCCGCGGCGAGACGGCGCUCGGCAUCCGCGACUGCCUGGCGGCGAUUGCCAAGGACCCGACGUUUGCGCGGGCGUACGUCAACCUCGGCGCGCUCAAGUUCCGCCUCGGUCACAUCGGAUCGGCGGUGGCCAACCUUACGCGGGCCAUUCGCCUGCAGCCGCGCUCGCGUGUUGGUCUCUACAACCGUGGAGCCAUCUACCACGCCUCAGGCGUCCUGCUCGAGGCUCUGGCCGACUACACUGCUGUCCUCGAGGCCCAUCCUACGUUUGCUCUCGCAUAUCGCAACCGCGGACUUUUGUACUACGAGCUUGGCCUUUGGGCCGAGGCCGUCUCAGACCUCAACUUGGCGUCAGCGCUGCUCUCCAACUCGGAGAAGGAAAAAGAAGCUACCCGACGGACCCUUAAUCCGACUUUGUCGAACGUCGAGCAGCGGCCGAGGCGCAAGCGGCGGCGGCGCGCGACGGCGGCCAGCGCGACCAAGCCUCGCAAGACACAAAAGUCAACUGCCAAACAAGCCACGCAUGCAGCAGCAUUGGCUUCGUCGUCGUCUUCUUCGUCUUCUUCUACCUCGUCUUCCUCGUCAUCAACCUCGUUGUCAUCGUCGUCGUCGUCGUCGUCGUACUCGUACACCUACACUGACGAGUGCUCGAGCGAGAGCGGCGGCGAUGCAGCAUCAAGUGCAGCCGGCCUACCGCCCAUCUUCCUCAACGUUGAGGCCAACAUUGCAGACGAGGAUGCAAAGGACAGCGACGAGACGUCGGAGAUGUUCCAGAUGGCGAAUGUUGUGGGCGAGUGUCUGGUGAGGCUGGGCCGGACCAAGCUUGCACUUGUGGCGUUUACGCGGGCGCAUCGGCUGGUGCCUCACUCUGCGCUGCCGCUGUUUGGACGCGCCGAGGCGCGGCUGGCGACGCUCCAUGCCACGAUUGCAGCGGACGACGGGCGAAGGGCGCUCGAUGCUGCGCUGUGCGAUGUGCAGCGUGGGCUUAUGGUUGCGCCAGACUCGGGGCGUGGAUACGCGCUGCUGGGCCGGAUUCUGCAACGGGACGAGCGCGUGCAACAGGGAUGGCAGGCGUUUUCGACAGCGGUGGUGCUGGCGCCAAAGUGCGUCGAGGCCUGGUAUGGACGGGCGCUGCUGCUGCUCGCAGGCGAACGGUUCCAGGGCGCGCUGAUGGAUCUCAAUGCGGCGCUCAAGGUGGCGACGACGCCGCAGCUGCGGGCCAAGGUGCUGUCGACGCGCGGCGUGGUCCUUGCGCACAUGGGCGUACCGCAGGAGGCUGAAGCCGAAUACGCCAAGGCGAUCAAGGCCGACCCGCGGUGCCACGAGGCAGCCUUCAACCUGGCAGGCUCGCUGUAUGCGCGGGGUGAGGUUGUUGCGGCGGUGGAGCAGUACCGGGCUGUGGUGGCGCUGUGGCCUGCGGACGCGGUUGCGCGCAACAACACCGGCGUCUGUCUAGCGUCGCUCGGCGAGCUAGAAGCCGCGCUGAGCGAGUUCGACGCGGCGCUUGCGCACGAUCCGCAGGGCGGGAUGGUGAGCUCGGCGCUAGUGGUGACGGACGCCAAGCUGGCGCACCACAUUGCGCACGAGGCCGAGCUUGCGCACGGCGAGCGGUCGAUGGCCGACCACGCCGAGGCCGCUAACGACUACGGGCGAGUGCAGCAUGUGCUCGCGGUGCGUGAUGAGUCUGUGGCGCACCUACAGCGGAAGGCACAGCCACGCGAUCCGGAGGCAGUGGAGCGGAAAAAGAGCAUGCGGCGGUUGCGCAAGUCGAUGUCACGACUGCGGCUGAUAGAUCAAUCGGCGGCAACCAAGGACGCAGGCACGGCGGCACGGCGUCGGCACCACGUGUCUGCGGCACGGAUGGCACGGAUCAAGCGCGGGACCGGGUCGGACCCGGUGGUGCUUGUCAAGCGGGCAAGCCAGCUGGUAGCGGCCGACCCGGAGGCGAACCUCGACGAGUCGACACAUCUUGUCGAGGCAGCGCUGAACAUGGACGAUGAAGUGGACGUCGAGACGCCGCAAGUAUUUGGCGAUGACGACGUGCUGGCGUACGACGCCGAGCGGCACCGCGAGGCACUGCUGCGCAAGACAGUGGCAGCGUUCCGGCACCUCCCGCGGCAGCGGCGACUCCAGUCGGGCAUGCCGCUGACGCUACUGGAAAAGGUGGUGCGGAUGAAGCGGCGGCGUGACAAGGCUGUAGCGAUCCUGCACGCUAUGGGGCCGGCAACGUAA
Molecule: messenger RNA, 7110 nt
Organism: Thecamonas trahens ATCC 50062
Lineage: Eukaryota; Apusomonadida; Apusomonadidae
Exons: 4
Coding region: 1-7110 (2369 amino acids)
Molecular function (GO): protein binding
Source: RefSeq, a predicted model, not a curated record